AUGACGAUCGAUUCACAGCAGCAGAAAACGAGCAAGUUCCGAUGGGGAGAAAUGGACGAAGACGACGAUCACGGAUUGAAAACGGUGAUCGAAUACAAGUUCAACGACGAAGGCAACAAGGUCAAGGUCACGACCAAGUCACGUGUCCGUAAGCUAGCUUCCGCGAGGCUCAACAAACGUGCAAUGGAGAGGAGAAGCUGGCCUAAGUUCGGAGACGCCGCUAGUGAUGACUCUGGUAGCAGUCUCACUAUGGUGUCAACGGAGGAGAUUCUUAUGGAACGGCCUAGGGCUCCUGGUGCUAAAGAUGAAUCAAAGGCAGCUGGAGACAGUUUAUCUCAGCUGAGUAAAGGUGGCGCAGUUCUCAUGGUUUGUAGGACAUGCCAUAAGAAAGGUGAUCACUGGACAUCAAAAUGUCCUUACAAGGAUCUAUCUGCACCAGCCGAUGUCUUUGUGGACAAGCCAACCACAGGGGAAACAUCUACCGUAUCCGCAGCACCUGGAACUGGCAAGGCGUCUUAUGUUCCCCCCAGCAUGAGAGCAGGUGCAGACAGAAGCGCUGGUGGUUCGGACAUGAGGAGGAGGAACGAUGAGAACUCUAUUUGUGUAACUAACUUGUCUGAAGACACACGUGAACCUGACUUGAUGGAACUCUUCCACCCUUUUGGAGCUGUCACGCGUGUCUAUGUGGCGAUUGAUCAGAAGACUGGAAUGAGCAGAGGAUUUGGUUUCGUUAAUUUCGUGAGCAGAGAAGACGCUCAAUGA
This is a messenger RNA of Eruca vesicaria subsp. sativa (arugula), 762 nucleotides long. The record is from the annotation of a GenBank genome assembly. Lineage: Eukaryota; Viridiplantae; Streptophyta; Magnoliopsida; Brassicales; Brassicaceae.